Molecule: messenger RNA, 1302 nt
Organism: Ambispora gerdemannii
Lineage: Eukaryota; Fungi; Glomeromycota; Glomeromycetes; Archaeosporales; Ambisporaceae
Source: the annotation of a GenBank genome assembly
AUGUUCGUUGAUUUCCUUCAUUGUAAUUUGUGUUUUGGUUAUUCGACCCCGUCCUCUUCAUCAAACAACAAUGAAGACAAACUACGGUUUUGGUUGACAGAAUGUGGACAUAUGAUUUGCCAAGCUUGUUAUAACAAAUCCUCUGAACCUAGUACAGAUAACAGCAAUGCCUCGAACUCUAAGGAUUCUAAAGAACGUGCUUGUCCGGUUUGCCAAGCGAAAAGUACUGUAGUUGAAUUGACCGAUAAGCUUCCCAACAAUCUAAACAUUUAUUUUCGACCACCCAAUGAAUUAUUAGACGAAGCGGCUGAUGCCUUGAGAUUUCAACAUAGUAAUCUCUACGGAUUACUGAAUUUUCUAAAAGAUAAAGUAAACAAACAAAAACAAGUUCUUGAUAAAGCCAAAGAAGAGCUUAUCAAACACAAAGAAAUUAAAAAUCAGUUGCAAGCUCUCAAGGAAGAAAACAAACGCUUAAAAGCCGAAUUACAAGAGGCAAGAACUGGCGGAAUUAAUAUUAGUGCUGAAUCCAAAGAGCCAUCUUCCACAUCAAAAGAAACACCAUAUUAUAGUCCACGAUCGCUCGAGUCAUCAUCUUCAAUAAAAAAUCGAAAUGGUCCUUAUAUUUCUCCGAAGCAGUCACGUCUUCCAAAAACACCCAAUCCACCUUCACGUCUAUCACUUCCCUCGUCAUCAACGUGUUCUAUCUCGCCGGCACAACCGUCAUCGAUGAUGUGGAAUAAUGGAGUUGGAGAAUACCAAGGAUUUGAUGGAGGCGGUGCAGCGGUUGAUGUGCAAGGACCUAAUAUUAAUUCACUUGCACUUCAAAAUCAGGUACUAUCGACUCCGGCGAGAUAUAAUCAAACAUAUGUGGCAUCAACGCCAUUAAACAACAGUCACCUGGAGAGGUUUAAUCAAUCUGAAUAUUCAAGAAAUCUAUUUUCUCAGCAGACCAGUGGACCACCACCUACUACAUUCUCCCGUCCUGGAACAUCAGCAAGAACUCGUAUGUCAUGGAACUCACUACAUGGAAGUGGUCGUGGAGGAGGUGUGGGUGGUGUUGGGACCUCCGGACGACCUAGCACAGCGCGAAUAAAUACACUUGCUCCUAGGCUAACUACGCCUAGCUUUGCCGCUGUUCCGUCAACACCGAUGAAUAGUUCAGGUCAAUAUCAAUAUCCGUCGAAUUCUGAACAACAGCAGUCAAUGCUUGGACCUGGACCACCUCCCAGGACUCCUAUGACUAGAAAUAGAAACGCAUUGCCAGGCUUUAUGAACGGAGAUGGACAACAGCAAUGGAGAUAG